AUGCAGAGCGGCCCGGCGAAGUGGGCAGUUGCAGCGUUUGUGCUGCUCUGCGCGCUCGCGGGCCUGGAUAGCGCGUCAGCGGCCACGUUCUCGCUGGUGGAGGACCAAGAGACCUUCCGGAACCAAGUGCUGCUGACCGCUCCCGCCGAGAGCUACGAGAGCGUCUGCUUGCCCAAGAAAGCCGAGGUCUUCAAGUUCUAUGCGAAUGGAACCUUUGACUACAAGCCGGCGCGGGACGCCUACACCAUCGAGGGCGAGCCGGACGUGUUCAGUUGGGUGGGCUACAAUGUCACGGUCGACAGCUCCGGGACGCCGAUCAAGCAAUUCGUGACCACCGUCCAGUCGGUGAACAUGAAUAUUGCGCCGAAGAACGACCCACCGCGCGUCCGCGAGGGCCUGGACACGUUCGGGUACUCGUACCUCUUCCUGAAGACGGGCACGGAGGUCGUCAGCGCGAACGGCGGGCUCGAGGGGUACCUGCGGGGCUUCGACCCCGACAGCGACGCCGAAACGGCGCGACUGACCUACACCAUCACGAGACAGCCGGCGAACGGGACGGUGACGGUGUCCAACCAGCGGGCGUUCCGGCUGGUGAUGGACCCGAACAGCCUGACCGAGGGGUACACGUCGUUCGAGUACAUGGUGGACGACCGGCAGGGCGACGGGCUGGGCAAGGACAACUGCUCCCCCGCAAACAACUACGACAACCCCACGUGCCGGUACCCCAACGUGCUCAACGCCACCGCCACGGUCUUCCUACAGACGCAAUCCUUCCUCAACGUGCCGAAGAUGUACCCGCUGCGGAUCCAGGCCCUCGAGGAUAUCUCCCUCACGCUGCCCAUCCAGCGCACGGGCCUCGAGAACGCCACCAACGCCGUGGCGCUGCGGUACAACAUCACGCGCAACCCCCGGUUCGGGUUCGCGCGGAUCCUGUGCCUCGGGCAGGAGGUGCACUCGCUGUCGUCGUGCUCGUAUAGCGACCAGCUCACGCGCAACGGCGCGGAGUCGCGCGCGUACCUGCAGUUCCUCCCCCUGCCCGACGUCGACACGGUCGACUCGCUGGAGAUUAUGGUGUCGGACGUGAACACGGGCGAGGCGCGCACGAUCACGUACGACAUCGACGUCGUCUCGCAGCCGGACCCGCCCGUGGUGUCGGACCUCUUCCUGAACGCGCCGCUCAACUACAACAAGGACGGCGUGAACAAGACCGGCUUCCUGACGGUCGACUUCCAGGUCUCGGACAGCGACUACGUCGAGAUGACGGCCAUCUUCACCGUCAGCUCCCUCCAGGACCUCAUCGGCUCGAUGUACUUCCGCCUCAACAGCGACGGCACCCUCGACGAGUCGUCCAAGGUCGACCCCUCCAAGGAGCUCCGCGUGCCGCUGCAGCCCGUCCCGGGCUCGAAGCGCAUGCAGCGCCGCCUCAGCGUGCCCAAGGGCUGGCCCGAGCACGAGCCGCUCCCGCGGAUGCUGCAGCAGGCGCAGAGUCAGACCCAGCAGUUCUCCGGGCAGCUCUUCUACGUGCCGCCCGACACCCUCGGCGGCAACAUGGGCAACCUGGAGUUCAACGUCGAGGACGGCAUGGGCGGGCGGUCCACGAACGCCGGGCGCCUGCGCAUCGACGUGCAGUGCGAGCCCGGGUUCUUCGUGUCGGAGACGGCCAUCCAGUUCGGCGCGCAGACGCUGCAGACGUUCCAGUGCGUGGCGUGCCCCGCCGGCACGCGCAUCGCGACGGCGAACCAGGCCGGGUGCACGCCGUGCGAGCCCGGGACGUACUCGCCCGGCGCGCUCGCGCAGUGCCUGCCGUGCGAGAUUGGCACGUACAACCCGCUGCAGGGGCAGCCGGACUGCUUCAAGUGCCCGCAGUACAGCUCGUCGCAGCGGUACGCGACGAGCCUGGACGGGUGCUUCUGCGUGCGCGGGUACUACGGGCAGGGCGGCGUGUGCGCGCCCUGCCUGGACCAGAACGAGGUGGUGACGUGCAACAACGACGGGCAGCGGCUGCCGUACCCGACGUUCGGGCACUGGGUCGACAAGUGGGCCACGUGGCAGUCGGUGAACCAGACGGUGCAGGCGUGCGUGCCGCCCGAGGCCUGCAAGGACUCGGUCGAGCUCACGGACGCGCAGGUGUGGAACGAGGACACGUGCGUGGCGGGCUACACGGGCCGCGCGUGCGCGCACUGCGAGGAGGACUACUACCGCACGGGCGGGCUGUGCAAGAAGUGCCCGUCGACGACCGUGGUGAUCCUGGUCUACUGGCUGCUGGCGGCGGCGGUGAUGCUGGUGCCCAUCAUGUCGCGCGUGUUCGGCGGGCCGGGCGAGUGGGCGGCCAUCCACGUCGCGCUGCUCUUCAUGCAGUUCAACGGCCUUCUGCAGAAGCUCCGCGUGGACUACCCGGCCUCGCUCCGCGGCCUGAUGGAGGUGCAGUCGGUCUUCUUCCUCGACAUCGAGAGCCUGCACCUCGAGUGCGUGUUCGGCGUCGAGCGCGCGGACCCCAAGUUCAAGCUCCAGAUCGCCGCGCUCAUCCCCGUGUUCGCCGUCGGCAUGUGCGUCGUCGGCAUCAUCGCCAAGUACUCGUGGGUGCGCGCCAUGCGCUACCGCGCCAAGGCCCGGGAGUACAAGCUGGGCCUGGGGAACAUCCUGAAGACGAUCCAGACGCGCACGAACCGCUCGGGCGAGAGUCCGACGGAGUACCCCAACGUCGUCGCGCUGUUCGUGUCGCUCUACACCAAGUACAUCCAGCUCUUCUACAUGGGGGUGGCGCGCACGGCCAUCUCGCCGUUCGACUGCGUGGAGGACACGCAGACGGGGCUCAAGUUCAUGGAGUCGGCGCCGUGGCUGCGCUGCGAGACGGACCCCUCCGUCGUGGGCGUGCAGGGCCUGGGCGGCUUCGGGGCGUUCUCCAGCAGCGACAGCUACUGGGGCGACAUCAGCCGGACGUCCCUCAUCCUGACGAUCGUGUACCUCGUCGGCCUGCCGAUGAUGGUGCUGCUGCUGUACGUCGUCGGGAACUACCUCGAGGACACGCCGUUCAAGAAGGCCCUGUUCGGACACCACCAGGGGGCGUACCGGCGCAAGUUCAAGUGGAUGUACGUGCUGACGCUGUUCCUGCAGGGCGGGACGAUCGCCACGCAGACGGUGAACAACUCGCUCGGCCCCGAGGGCACGACGCUGCAGAUCCUGGCCAUGUUCUUCGUCGGCGUGUUCCCGUACUUCAUCAUCAACGCCGUGGGCGACCCCUUCCUGCAAAUGCUGCUGGAGAACCUGAUGCAGUUCUUCAACUUCACCAACGCGCUCAUGGUGUGGAACGCCAUCGCGCUCGUGUCGAACAACCCCGCGACGACCAACAACACGGCCAACAACACGGCCAACAAGGUCAACACCGACUUCAUCAGCACGCUCGCGUUCGUCGAGCUCACCGCCGCGUUCUGCGUGGCGUGCUUUGCGGUCUACGCCAUGCUCUCGGAGCGCGCCGUCAACGCCAUCCGCGUGGCGUGGAAGAAGGUCAAGCUCUACAUGCGCCUGCGCGCGGCCGUCAUGCGCUCGCGCCUGGCGCGCAAGAAGCCCAUCCCCGUGCAGCGCUGGCUGGCGGUGGGGUCGAAGGUCCGCUUCAUGGUGCGCGUGCACAUGGCGCAGGAGCGCGCGCAGCUCAACGUGACCAAGAUGGAGACGAACCUGAACACCACCUUCAAGGCCACCGACGUGGUCACGCCCGGGAUGGCCUUCACGCCCGCGCGCGGCGUCGGCGGCACGAUCUCGAAGCAGAUGCUGCUCGGGCAGGACCAGGGGAUGACGGCGGAGGAGCAGAUCGCGAUGCUGCAGGCGGAGACGGGCGCGAUCACGCAGGCCGCCGACGCGGAGGAGGUGGUGUCGAGCGUGUCGAGCAACAUCUUCGACAUCGUGCAGCUCUUCAUGAUGCCCAAGGUCGCGGACUCGAUGAAGGACCUGCUGGAGAAGCCCAAGCUCGUGGACACGUGGUCGAACUACGGCGUGAAGGUCAACAAGGCGUGGGUGGCUAAGAUCUUCAUGAAGGUGUACAAGUUCAGCGAGUACAAGGCGCUGGUGGACUUCCAGGAGCCCGACGUGACGUCGUUCGAGUCGAAGCUCAAGCCCGGGCUGCGGUCGAUGAUGCUGCGGUCCAUGGUGGAGCGCGAGGCGCGCGCGGACAACGUGGAGAUGGCCAAGGUCCUGGAGAUGAUCGACGACCUGCUGGGCGUGACGCUGGACCCGGAGCUGUGGAACUACGGCGAGGCGAUCCGCGAGGUGGCCGCGGGCGCGCCGGUGACGACGUCGGAGGACCUCCGGCGGCCCGCGCCGCAGACGGAGGAGGAGAUGGAGGAGCAGAUGGUGGCGCAGGACGCCAAGAUGGCCGAGACGGAGCUCAAGGGGUUCCUCACGCGGUUCCGCGUGCAGAAGAUGGCCGAGCAGAUGGGGCAGCGCGAGGCCGAGGAGGCCGAGGCCGCGGACGAGGGGUCGGUGGACCUGGACGACUUCGACAUCGACGUGGACGACUUCGACGGCGUCGACGACGAGUACUCGGGCGAGGGCGAGCCCGACCCGUACAGCCCGAUCGGGCAGUUCCUCGACGCGGACGACCCGGGCGCGGGCAGCGGGAGCGGCGGGUCGUUCACCGCGUCGGACGAGGACGCCUCGUACCGCCGCGGGGGGGCGUCGGGCGCGCGCGGCGGCGGGGCGACGGCGCGGUCGGGGAGCAGCAGCAACACGUCGGGCGCGCCCGGGCGCUGGACAAAGCGGCGCAACGAGCUCUCGGACGAGGAGGAGUGA
Pedinophyceae sp. YPF-701 is the source of this 4785-nucleotide messenger RNA. Lineage: Eukaryota; Viridiplantae; Chlorophyta; Pedinophyceae. The record is from the annotation of a GenBank genome assembly.